Molecule: messenger RNA, 891 nt
Organism: Salvia hispanica
Lineage: Eukaryota; Viridiplantae; Streptophyta; Magnoliopsida; Lamiales; Lamiaceae
Product: FtsJ-like methyltransferase family protein
Biological process (GO): RNA methylation
Molecular function (GO): rRNA (uridine-2'-O-ribose)-methyltransferase activity
Source: RefSeq, a predicted model, not a curated record
UAGUUAUACAUUUAUAACGAGUGCAAUAAACCCUGAGAAAACCCCCUCUUCCUCUUUCCAUAGCUGAGCAAGAAAUGAGUGGAACUCCAGAUUUCUUCUACAGGGAAGCUCAGCGCCUUGGUUAUGUUGCUCGCUCUGCUUUCAAGCUGAUUCAGAUGCAGAAGCAGUACAAAAUCAUAAGCCCCGGUGGCUCUGUUCUCGAUCUAGGCUGCGCUCCCGGUGCUUGGCUUCAGGUGGCAUGUCAGAACUUGGGGCCAUUGGAAAAGGGUGGAGCAGUUGUGGGGAUUGAUACUAAGAAGGUUAAGGUGCCGCCCCAACACUGUGAUUUGAGGGUUAAAACUGUUUGUGGUGAUGUUAUGAAGCUACCAAGAGAGCAAGUUAGAGCACUCUCGCCUAAGCAAAAGGGGUUCUCCGUCAUCCUAUCAGACAUGUGUCCGCUAGUUUCUGGAAUCACAAGUAGAGACGCAGCUUUAUCUGUGGAGCUUGGGAUGCGAGCACUUGACUUGGCAGUUGGAACGACAGCUGCAGUAAACAAUGCCCCACAGGAAGUUGAAAUAGACAGUUCCGGCUCAGCCCUGGAUACCGGUCGUUUACUAAAACCAGGAGGUCACCUUAUCAUUAAGCUUCUGGAAAGUGAAGAUAUAAAAGAGUUCAACCAAAUAUGCAAGCCACUCUUCAGAAAGGCGUCGUGGUUGAGGCCUAAAGCAACCAGAUCAUGCUCAAGAGAGAUCUAUCUAAUCUGCCAAGGCCUGCUUUAGAAGCAGCAGAUUGUUACUCAUAACAAAGGGCAAAUACUGUGUCAAAGAAAAUGUGAAACUAUAAAUGCAUAAUCAUGGAACAAUGCCACCUUGGCUAUUGUGUGCCUUUGUUUAUUAAAAACCAAUUUUGUUA